AGUUUCCAGUCACGCAAUGGCUGCCAAAAGAAUUAGAUUGUAUCAAUAUUUCUCAAACAAAAAAAAAAAGUGAAUCCUUUUUCAAUUGGAAAAAAAUACCGUGUAACGGUAAAAGUUUUCACAACACUCGCGAACAAUCUAAAUAAUCACGUUAUGAACAUUUCGUUAAUUUGACUUUACGUGGUGAAAUGACACUAUCAAUUUUUUGUGACGGAACAACCUAACCUACUUCAAUCAAACGAAUUAUCUAUUUUGGGAAAUUCCAAUAAAUUCAAUGCACUAUUACGGUGAAUAAUCAUUCAGAAAACUAAUCUAUUUGUGUUUUUACAUUGAAAAAAAAGUGAUAAAGUAAUUAGUGAUUGAUUUUAUAUCAAUAUUUUUGUGAGAUUAAUUAAAGUGGCAGUUUGUAACUUUUUUUUAACACUUGGCGAGAGAGCCCCAUUGUUAACUUUUGCUUGUUUUUCUCUGGGGGGGAAUAUUAAUUAAAUAUCCAAAAAUUACGAUAAUGUGGAUAUUCGUAUAACGACAAGUGGAUUAAAGCACGUGACAAAGUUGCAUUGGAAAAUCCCGCGAAAAUUUUUGCAUCGCGAAGGCGUGUGUUUACCAACAAACAUAUAUAUAACCCCAUUUCGAUAAUUUUCAUUUUGAGAAAACGAGUGCGGACAAAUAAGAGAAAGUUUGAUCGUCGCUUCAUUUCUUGUCUCUUUGCUUUUAAAUAAUAAUGUAUUUUUGAUUAAAAAAAAGUGUGUGGAAAAAAAAGGGAGAAAUUAAAAUAUAUAUUUGUUUUUGUUUUGUAAAUAAUACUUUUAUAAUGUCAAUGGAUAUCGUGGAGGAUGAGAUUAUAGAGCAUCAACGAUCUAUAAUUCACGUGGAUAUGGAUUGCUAUUAUGCCCAAGUGGAAAUGGUUCAACAUCCUGAGCACAAGGAUAAACCACUUGGAGUUCAACAGAAAAAUUUAGUUGUCACGAGUAAUUAUCUUGCGCGACAAUUUGGAAUUAAAAAAUGUAUGUCUGUUCAGGAAGCACUUUCAUUAUGUCCGGGAUUAAUUUUAAUUAGAGGCGAGGAUUUGACGAGGUAUCGGCAAAUUUCGGCGAGAAUCUUUGAAAUUUUACAGCGUUACACUCCGUUUGUCGAAAGAUUGGGACUUGAUGAAUAUUUUAUUGAUGCGACGACGCUUAUUCAGAAGGAAGUUAAUAAUUCUUCAUCGUCAUCAUCAUCAUCAACAAUACAUGAAUCUGAUGGCGAUUUGUCGAAGACAGAAAAAUCGUUUGGCGAUGAUCCUGAUGAGGAGUGUCCUUGUGGUUGUCAUGGGAGAUUAUUGGCUGCUUCGAAAUUAACUGCUGAUAUUAGACUGAAGAUUUUCAAGGAACUUGGACUCACAUGCAGUGCUGGAAUUGCCCACAAUAAACUCUUAGCGAAACUUGGAGGAAAUAUUAAUAAACCCAAUGGACAGACUUUAAUUUAUCCGUUUGCUGCUUCUUCUUUGCUUACGUCAGUGGGACCCGUUUCGAAAAUUCCCGGUGUUGGACAAAAAAUGACGGAAUUAUUGCAGGUGAAUAACAUCAGAACAAUUGAAGAAUUGCGAAAGAUUCCAUUGGAGAAUUUGGAAUUGAAGAUUGGCAAGGACCUGGCGCGUAAAUUGAAAGACUGGGCCGAGGGAAUCGACGAGUCGGCGGUGAAGCCAUCGAGUAAACCGCAGUCAAUUGGCCUCGAGGAUGGUGUCAAAAAUAUUUCACUCGUCGACGAGGUGGAAUCACGACUCGGCGCACUACUUCGAAGACUAACGGAACUCGCCACCGAGGACGGUCGAAUCCCCGUGGCAAUGAAAUUAACAGUUCGCAAGCACGACAUGAACAAACCAAAUUCCGGAAAAAGAGAAACCCGCCAAUGUGCAUUACCUCAACACAUUUUACCAUUAACCAAAAGCGGCGUCUACGAUCACACAAAAAUGCUCGUCCUUCUCAUGAAACUCUUUCAUCGUGCCGUCGAUGUCACAAAACCAUUUCAUCUCACACUCCUCGGCGUGGCCUUCACAAAAUUCCAAGAGCGCUCCUCGGGCCGUAGCAGCAUCACCUCAUUCCUCCGCAAGCAAGUCGCCGUUCAAUCCGUCCUCGACAUCAGCUCCGACGAAGGGAUCUUCGACACAAAAGUCGGCUCGCCAAUGAGUACAAAUCAGGACAGCAAUGACGCCUCCGAUUGUUCACUUCCAAAUUUAGAUAACAGUUUACUGUCAAUUAGUUCCGAUUCGAUUAACAGUCCGAAGCCGCACAUUGACAAUUGUCAACAACAGCAACAACAACAAGACGACGAGGAUUUACCAAGUGAAGCGGAACCGUCGCCGAAGAAAACGAAACUCGAAGUUUGGCUGAGGGAAUCACAUCGAGAAUCGCCAAGCAACGAGAUGGCAAGUUUACGCCUCGGUCCAUCAUCAUCAUCAUCGAUCUCGACGCCGUCCAGAAAGGAGUCCGUUUGUUUUCAAUCCCUGCCACUCAGUCUCCAAAGAGAAAUGAGUCACUGGCCAGUGGCCAGCAAAACAAAAGCGAACAAUAUAUACAAACAAUUUAUAACCAAUAAGUGACAGUGUUAUGUAGACAAUACUUGGCACUUCUUUUAUAUAUUUUUAAAUACAAUUUGUAUAAAACCAGGUGACAGUACUGUGUUAAAGAGUUAAAAAAAAAGAAAUGCAACAGAAUAUAAUAUUUUCGACAAAAUG
This is a messenger RNA of Leptopilina heterotoma, 2713 nucleotides long. RefSeq names its product DNA polymerase iota (gene PolI). The transcript has 2 exons. Gene Ontology annotation, biological process: translesion synthesis. Gene Ontology annotation, molecular function: damaged DNA binding; DNA-directed DNA polymerase activity. The coding region runs from base 812 to 2578 and encodes 588 amino acids. NCBI's taxonomy places the organism in Eukaryota, Metazoa, Arthropoda, Insecta, Hymenoptera, Figitidae. The record is from RefSeq and is a predicted model, not a curated record.